Messenger RNA from Pelodiscus sinensis (Chinese soft-shelled turtle), 2004 nucleotides. The record is from RefSeq and is a predicted model, not a curated record. Lineage: Eukaryota; Metazoa; Chordata; Testudines; Trionychidae.
GAGGUGCCUGGGGUGGGAGGGUGCCAGCGGUAUAUUCUCCUCCUCGGGAUUAUUUCACACUCCAGACAGACCGAGAUCCCUCCCUGCCCUAGGAGUUCCGAGUCCUCCUCCUCGCUCCGAUCGGCACCGGCUCCCCGGGGAUUUAAACCUGGCCUCUCUCCCGUGCAAAGUGGGGAAGAAGCUGCACCAGGCAGCCUGGGAUCUUGCAAUAUUCCUCCGAUUUUUUUAACCUGGGGAGGAAGGGGAAAGUGGGGGAGGGGGCACCUUUUUCAGCAAGAGAAACAUUUCGAUCCCUCUAAAUAAAGAUCCAUUACAAGAACCAAAACAAACAAACAAACAGAAAAAGGGCAGGAGAGUGUGCUGGGGUGUGUGUGUGGAAUCUUGCAAUCAAUAAAUAAUUCCAGGGACCUGCCGCUGGGGUUUGCCUCCUGCUGGGGAAAAGAGGCGGGUUUGACGCUCUCCCGCAUGUCUGGAGGGGGGGGAGCUGUCUCAGACAGGUGAUGGGCGUUUCGGCGGCGCUCCGGAUUGACUCCUUGGGUUUCACUUUGGUCUGAUCUAAGCAAAUAUGCAGAAGUACCGGCUGGGCUAGUCCUAAAGCCAAGAGGAGCGCGCGAGAGCAGCAGCAGCAGCAGCAAGCAAGCAGCGAAGCUCCUCUAGUAAAGGGAACAUACAAAUCCCCUAAGUACCCCCCUCCCGGCCCUUCAACGUGGACGGAGAAGAGCCCCGAGCCGCACGCCUCACCAGUGUCUUUCCCUGAGGGAUGGUACAGAAUUCCCCAGCCACAGGGGCCGGGCUGGAGCUCCGACACAGCACCCUCGCUUUUCCUUCGCGCCCCGAGUGUAUUAGACCGCGAUGAGGACCUGGACUUGCAUUUUGCUGCUAGGUUUAUGCUGCCUUCUCUUCACCUUUGCCGAGGAAGCUGAAAUCCCCCAGGAGCUCAUCGAGAGACUGGCUCACAGCGAAAUCCACAGCAUUCGCGAUUUGCAGCGCCUCCUGGAGAUUGAUUCCGUAGGUUAUGACGAUGUUUCAGAAACAAACUUGAGAUCUCAUAGUGUUCAUUCGGCUAAACAUGUUCAAGAGAAUCACCUUGUACCCAUUCGCAGAAAAAGAAGCAUUGGUAAGAAACAGCAAGCUAUCUGCAAAACAAGAACUGUUAUAUAUGAGAUACCUCGGAGUCAGAUCGAUCCCACGUCUGCUAAUUUCCUGAUAUGGCCACCGUGUGUGGAGGUGAAACGUUGUACUGGCUGUUGCAACACCAGCAGUGUGAAAUGCCAGCCAUCACGGAUACAUCACAGAAGUGUCAAGGUGGCAAAAGUGGAAUAUGUUAGAAAAAAGCCAAAAUUAAAAGAAGUUCUGGUGAGGUUAGAAGAGCAUAUGGAAUGCACCUGUACAUCAUCAAAUUCUAAUUCAGAUUAUCGAGAAGAAGAAACUGGAAGGCCUAGGGAAACAGGUAAAAAACGGAAACGAAAAAGGUUAAAACCAACAUAAAAACUACUGGAACUAUUUGCUAAUCAGAUUAACAGGUAUUUAUUGGGAGUAAUAUGCUAGAAGCAAAGAUUUUGUAAAAUUCAACUUUAAAAGUCAGCAUGUAAACUCAAUCAAAACAGCAUUUAGAACUUCUUGUCCCAGAUGUAAGGUGAAAUAAGCUAGAAAAAAAAAGAACUUCUCUCUGGGACAUGGAUGUACAUGGUUUGUUACAUUCCUGAACCUACUAUGUAUGGUGCUUUAUUGACUAUAUACUUUAUUUGUUCUCCUAUGUGAAAAAAAACUGACUGAAAAGAACACUUAAUGAGAACAAAGAGACAAUGUACAUUUGUUUAAUGUGACAUCAAAGCAAGUAUUGUAGCACUCUGUGAAACAAUAGGAAGCUUCCCUGUCCAAAACCCCACAAGAAAACAACAAAGCAAACAAAGAAAAAAGAAAAUAAAAAGACAGAUGAAUGAAUGGAGGAUACCAAAAGUACAAAAAAAAAAAAAAAAAAAAAAAAAGGAGGAAGAAGAAAAA